CUGACGCUGACGCGCACUCGGGAGCGCGCACUCCGGAGUGGUUGACUCUCCUCAUUAUAAAGAAGCAAGAGACAGUCCGGAUACUCGGCACAUCCCGGAGAGCGGACUACAGAGCUGCUGCGCUGCGUUUCGGUCCUGUCCUGCUGUCAACCUGCAGCCAUAUGAGCGAACUGCUGUUUGAGGCUUAAAUAACACCAGAGGAAAACAAGGAGAAACAAACAGAAAUAGGUGGUGUUGUGCUGGACAGACAAUGGCUCUCUCCUGGAGUAUGUUGCUGCUGUUUGCCACCCUGGCACUGUCAUACAGCGCUGAGCAUGGGGCUCCUCAUGGCAAGAGGAGGCAGGCGCAGACCUCAGCAGGUGGCAGCAAUGCCCUACAGUACCGCUCGCAAGUUCUACAGGGCCGCGGAUAUAGCAGGAACCGCAGAGGGCACGGUGGCCGGGGUGCCAAGGCUGGAGCUGGGCUGCUCUCUCACAGGCCCCUGCAACCCUUGGCCAGACCUGAGGAUGAUGGGACAGGCCUAGAAGGUCUCAGCCCAGUGAGACUGGAGAUGGGUCCAGGCAGGGACAAAGACAGAGCUCGAAUGAGUGUGAAGAGUCCAUCCCAGGUCCAGGAGAACCACCUUGUAGGAACACGCAAGGAGAGAGGGCAUGGGCAUGGAAAUGGACAUGGGCACCAUUCUGAGCACAGGAGACAAGGGAGCCGGCGUGAAAAGGGGCGUCACAGAAAAGGGUUUUCUCCAGAGCUGAGCUCUGCAUUGAAGGACAGAGAUCUAUUUGAGGAUCCUCUCUCCUCCUCUGCUUCUGCCACCUCCCCCUCCCUCAGCAUGACCCCACCCAAUGAACCCCCUUCCCCCAUCAUUGGCGUCUUUGGCUCCGGCUCUUCUACGGUUACCACGGUGAUGAACGAGCAUCCCCCAACGCUGUCCCCGGCCUCAACCAAACCCCAGAGGUCUGGACGAGGAAAAGGACAAGGAGAGGUGAUGCCAACGUUGGACAUGGCUCUCUUUGACUGGACAGAUUAUGAGGACAUGAAACCAGCAGACAACUGGUCAUCUUCCAAGAAGAAAGACAAAAGGCGGAGUAAGAACCUCAGCAGCGGAAAUAUGACUGUGGAUGCUGAUGCAAUUGAACCAUGUGACCACCACCUGGACUGUCUUCCAGGUUCCUGUUGUGACCUGAGGCAACAUGAGUGUAAACCUCACAACAGAGGUCUCAACAACAAAUGCUACGACGACUGCAUGUGUGAGGAAGGGUUUCGUUGUUAUGCUAAAUUUCACCGGAAGCGACGCGUGACCAGGAGAAGGGGUCGCUGCGUGGUGCCGGAGUCAGUCAGCAGUGACCAAGGGGGUUUCAUUACCAUAUAAAGAGGAGGUGAUGAAGGCCAAGCUGGAGGAAGAACAUAAAUAAUGACCCCCCCUGACCAAGAAGCCACAUGACCCUGCUAAACUGACCAAGUACUUAGAGGUGAUGACUUGCUGGUUUUUCAAAUCAAACCCACAAUAUAUAAAUCACCCUGCUGCCAACACCUAGUCAGCUAAAGCGAAGUAACAGGUGGCCAAAGUGGAAAUAACAUUUCAAUGUUGCAUUGUGGGAUACGUUAUGCAGCCUAAUCCAGCAAAUCACCAACUUUAAGCACGCUUGUUUUAAUUUAGUGUUGUUCAUUCCCUGCAGGAAGACGGCCUCUCCAAAUUCUUGUCAUUAAGAAAGCCUGCAGGGUUUUUUUUGUCUUUUUAUUUGCCUGGUUGAAAAGAUUCACUCAUUGGGUGACACAUCAGUGACUAAAGUUUGUAGCUAUCACACAGAUUAGGUUUGAAUAUUUACUGCCUUCAUGGUUCCUGUUGAUGUGGUUUCAUUUUUAGGCAAGAACAGAUUUUGUAAGUUUUCAUCACGCUGACCUGUUCAAAAUAAUUUUUAGUAUUGCUUUAAGAUCUUUGGAGUCCCAGAACAGUGGCGUUUUCCGCUUCAAGACUUUUAGACCAAGUUAAAUAAUUUUAUCUUGGACUAUUUGCCAUGACUAUGUAGAGAAGCGUGUCAGAUUUCGUUCCCUGUCCUCUUCUCUGAGCUGGUAAAACAACUGCUAAAAGUUAUUUUUUAAAAUAUUAUCUAAACUGGUCUGCUGUCCUGUCCUGUAUAUAUGAUUGUGUUUGAAUUACCAACACCUUUUUUUAUUGACACCACUGUUAAAAAUGUGCUUAAUGAUAGUAAGAUAAACAAAAUGCUUGUCUGACCUUCCACUUUACAUGUCUGUUUUAUUUAUUCAGUACUCAAACACGUGUUUAUAUAUUCAGUUCUUCUGCCUGUUUUUAUUUUUACAAUUAAAACACUUACUAG
Pundamilia nyererei is the source of this 2333-nucleotide messenger RNA. RefSeq names its product dorsal inhibitory axon guidance protein a (gene draxina). Gene Ontology annotation, biological process: Wnt signaling pathway; axon guidance. The coding region runs from base 251 to 1366 and encodes 371 amino acids. The record is from RefSeq and is a predicted model, not a curated record. The transcript is spliced from 7 exons. Gene Ontology annotation, cellular component: extracellular region. NCBI's taxonomy places the organism in Eukaryota, Metazoa, Chordata, Actinopteri, Cichliformes, Cichlidae.